GAAAAACCUUUUUACUACUCGCGAGUACCAGAAGUGCCGCAUUUUUGCAAUAUGUGUCUGCACUUUCAGGUCGUGGCUUGCCGUUUUUUUCUUGAAUAGAUCCAAAGAACCCAACAACCGAAAAUGGCAGCCAAACUGCUCGCGGAGCAGGAAGAGGAGGAGCCGCCUCCGAACAAGGACACGCGGCCCCCGCGCCCCGAUGAUGGGCUUUCCCUGAGCAGCAUCUUCAACCAAACCAGCAGUUCGUCUAAUCGGCUGACGGGCGGCCGCCGCACGAACACCAACACGGCCAGCAGCUUCGGCGGUUUCGGCGGCGUGAAGAAUUUUGCCGACGUCAGCGGCCUGAGCCACCCGAUCGCCGAGGCACCGAUGCUGGCCACGUGGAACGAGGAAAUUUUGCAAAAAUACGUCCACGACAACGCCGCAACUUCCGGGGAGGAGGACGAGGAGGAACAAACCGUGCCGAAGAACAAAGUGACCGCCCACUAUUUAGCUCGAAGGCAAAAAUUCUCGAUCACCGGGAAUGCCGCGGCCGUGGCGUCCCGGCGCGUGGGGGCCAACAUGCCGAAGAUCAUGCCCACGAUUAAUUUAAACGCUUCUGAAAACGUAUUGACGCCGCACAGUCCGUCGGAGAACAAAAUGGUUUUCGACCCGGUCCGGCCCUUCGUUCCAGUCACGCACCGGCAGAUUCUGUUCAAAAAUUUGGAAAAAGAGCGGCGCAAACCGCUGCUGCGCGACAACCCCGACGUCGUGGAACAGGAGAUGAACGCCCGGUAUUCCGAGGCGCACCGCUGGAUCGGCCGGGUGAAAUCCUUCAACCACGUGAUUUCCGACCCGAUCCACGUGUCCGCGCCGUUACCCGAGUUGUCCGAGGCCGAGAACCAGAACGCCGUCAAGUACUACUACCAGAGCCUGCGCGCGCAGGAGGAAGUGCUGAAAGACCAGGCGUGGAGCAAAUUCCACAACGCGGAGCGGAACAAGCAGACGCUGCUGGACACGGGCGGCGACCUGAUGAAGCAGCAGGUGGUGCACGAGCAGCUCUUCCACCCGAUCCACAACCCGCCCAACAUGUGCACGGUGUACACGAAAACUUCGUGUCGCGCCUGGGACACCUUGCCCUUUCUCCCCGCCUACCAGGCGGAGCUGCGCCACUCGCUGCCGCACAAGUGGCCCUUUCCGGAGUUGGACGAGGACGAUUUGAAGCACCGCCCGCUUUGGUUCACGGAUUCCGAGGCGUCGAUCCUGUUUGAGGUGCUGGCCAGCUACGCGGAGCUGUGGAUCGCGCCAAAAGCCCGGGAAAACGCGGCCCGCAACCCCAACAUGCUGCAGACGCGCAACAUACUGAAAUCGCCGCAAAACCCGCACGUGAAGUCGCAGCCAAAUUCCGCGCGUAGCUCCUCGGCCAGUAGCGCCGCGGGAGGUCUUGACAGCACGGAGCAGCUGAUUUUAUACCGUCCGGCUUACGCGAGGAUCAUGGCCACCAUCCAGCCGUUUUUUCGGUGCGCCAACUACCGGCUCAUGAUCCAUUUGUGCGACUACCACGCCACCCCUCUGAAGGACACGAACGCGAUGCAGUUUGAGUGCGGAUUGCAGGCCCGACAGUGGGUCCGCGUGUUCGCGCUUCUGAUGCGGUUCGAGCUGGAUUCGCUGCUGCGGUGCGGGGUUUUCGAAGCCUCCGAAGACUCGGUGAAAGCCGUGCUGUUUGACAAAUGCAUCCCCGCGCUGGCCCAAGUGGCGCAGGAUGUGUAUCAGUUGUUGUUGGAUAGCAAGGCAAUCCAUGAUCGGGACGACGAGAAGCGCCAGUCGGUGAUGAAUUUGAUGAAAGGACAGGGCAGCGCGAUGAGCCUGCUG
This is a messenger RNA of Amoebophrya sp. A120, 1851 nucleotides long. The record is from the annotation of a GenBank genome assembly. NCBI's taxonomy places the organism in Eukaryota, Dinophyceae, Syndiniales, Amoebophryaceae.